UCUUACCAGCGCCGUCAGCCCCGCCAACGUUAUAAGGGGAUGUAGGGUCGACGCAUGGGGACGCUCACGACCUGCUUCCUGAUCUCAUGGUCCUCGACACGCGCACUCGGCUUUACUUCAUAAGCUUCGCCGUGCAGACCUUGCUUCUGGGAAUCUUCCUCUCCACAACUUCCGUCUCGCUAUAUCUCACUUUCUGUGGACCAUCCCAUCGAGCCUUUCGGGACAAGUUCGUACUCGCCGGAAUCAGCGUCGUGAUUAUUAGCGCGAUAUCGCAUUGUGGGAUUUUGUUCGCCGCUAUUCACAACGCGCUUCUUAUGCAGCGGAAGACUCGGAGGUGCCUCUUUCUCGAUGCGCGCUCCUCAUAUUGACUGUUCAGCCUUCAUCUGAACGCACUAGUAGACGGGCUUGAUAAUACUGGUCGAUAGUGCUGGCGCCUACCUGUACAUCACCGGCCUUACUUGGCUCCUCUUUGCGAUACUCACACU
Schizophyllum commune H4-8 is the source of this 485-nucleotide messenger RNA. RefSeq lists its product as uncharacterized. Lineage: Eukaryota; Fungi; Basidiomycota; Agaricomycetes; Agaricales; Schizophyllaceae. The record is from RefSeq and is a predicted model, not a curated record. The transcript has 2 exons. Bases 87 to 368 code for a protein of 93 amino acids.